Schistosoma rodhaini is the source of this 9476-nucleotide messenger RNA. The record is from the annotation of a GenBank genome assembly. Lineage: Eukaryota; Metazoa; Platyhelminthes; Trematoda; Strigeidida; Schistosomatidae.
GUAUCGCACAACCUGCCUACUGAAAGUCCUAUUCAGUAGUAUACGUCGCCAUUUUGCUGAAUUUUGUCCAAUUAAACUGAAUAAAUGAAGCAAGAAGAUCGAGGGAAUACAAAAUCCAAUACUCCUAAUCAAGCAUCAUCCCAUGGUCGGAAGCAGAAAGCAUCAAAUAGUAGAUCUAGCCGAAGUCGAAAAUCUAAAGACCGUUCGUCUAAAAGGAAGUCACAUGCAAAAGUUAGGGAAUCUUCCCAACCGGCAGCCACUCCUGUUCUGAGACGUAAGAAAAAUGAACGUCCCAAAACCGUACCUGAAAAGACUCGUAGUAGUGGUCGUUGUACACGUUCUUCAACUUCUGCUGCAGUUGCCAAGUCUACACCAAAACCUAAAGUAUCUAAUGCACCAACAAAAGAAACUUAUUCUUAUUCCGAUAUGUUUCUUGCAGAUGAUGAUGAUGAACACGAUUUGGAUGAGAACGUUGAUGUUGGGGAUGAAGACAGUGAAUAUGCUCCAUCUGAUGAAGAAACUCUUAAUAAAUUGUCAAAAAUAUCAAGAUCUCGUAAGGGAGUUUCUUCACGCACACGCCGAAGUUCAAAGGCCCAGUUAACAGUCAGUAGUGAUGUGGAAGAAGGUGGAUCCACUGACGAAGACGAAGCCGGAGAGUCCGAAUCCGAAGAGGAAGAUGAAGAUGAUGAAGAAUUGGGAGAUUCUAUUUUAAUGGAUCAUUCCGGUGUUAACGGCGGUAUGCCAUUACAAUUAUUCGAAGAUGAAAGUAAUCAUAUACAAAGAGAUAUUUAUGAUUUCGAUGCACAAAGUAUUAUUUCUGAUAAACGUGUUACUUCAUUAAAGAAAAAGAUAUCAACAAAUGCUGCCAAUCGUGGUAUGAAUGUAACUUCAGCUAGUCGGUCAACACGUAGAACUGCUCCUGGGAAAGGAACUAGUUGGGGAUCCAAUAUUUAUAGUGCUCUUGCAGCUGCUCUUAAAACACGUGCAGAUUUAGAUGCUUAUUCAAGUUUCUUGAAAUCAAAUGUUUUAAAUGCUAGUUUUGAUAAAUUUUUAGCGGAAAUCUGUAAACCUAGUAAUCAACAUGCCAAUUUAUUUUAUGGUGCAUCUGCCAGUUUACAAAGUCUUAUGAGUCGUAUUAAUGAUCAUGAUAAAGUAGUUGAACUAUUACAUGCAUUUGUCGCACGUUCAUAUGAUCAAUUACAACACCGUAUUGUUUAUUUAAUUCCUAUAAUUCAUCAGCCAUUGUUUGGUGUUGCUCAUAUGACACCAAUAAGUCAACAUCUUGAAACACUUAGUAAAGAUAUUGAUGAAGAACUAAUUAUUAAACCAGCUUAUAUUCUUAAUCAAGAGACAAAUUUACUGGCAAUUCGUAGUUCUGUUGCAAGCGAUUUUGGUGUAUCAAAUACACAGUAUAAUUUUAUUACCGGUGCUGGUAAUCUUGGAAGAUAUAUGCCAGAUAUUCAUCAAUUAAUUGUUCCAUCUGAUUUGUAUCAAAGAUUAACUGAACUAGUUGCAUUGCCUCCAGAGCGAAUUUAUGAAUUAGCUCUUGCCAGAGUACAUCAACAAGAUGAGGAAGCUGAUAUAGAUAUUAGUCCACUUGAACCUCCGAAUUUACAAAGAAUUGUUUUAGCAAUUAAUAAAGAAGGUCAGUUGAUUGGGAUAGCAAUUUUAGACACAUGGAACAGUACUGAAAUUCCACACAACAGACCAAUAGCUCCUAUCGAUCUGAUUAAUAUAACUCCAUUAUCGGACAGUACUACUUGUCCAGUAGAUCAAAAUGGUGCAGAAGGAACAAAUCGUCAAACUAGAGAGGAACAAGUUCGUGAAGUGUUAGAUAACAUUAUUGAUUGGGUUGUUUUAAAAUCUGAUCCUAAAGAAUAUAGUUCAUCAAAACGUGGAAACAAACAAGAGUCUUCUCCACUUGGACCAGUACGUUUUAUAGAUGCAUUUAUUGUUAAACCAAAUGGACGUCGAGAUACUUUACUAUUAGUUGCUCAUCCUGUUAGUUGUUAUCCAUCUGAAAAUGAUAAUUUCUUUGUUUAUUCUGUUGUUGAUGAAUCCAAGUUUUGUCUAGAAAAACAUGGAUUCAUGCCAGAAUUAUCUAUAGCACUUGAUGGUGUACAUACAGUUGAUCCAGAAGAUAUACUUGAAGAUAAAUCUUUGUUAGUAGUUCCUGAUCUUUUAUUUGAUACUUUAAGAAAAGUUAUGCUACGUGAAUUGGCCAGUUCUAGUAGUACAGCGGCAGCUGCUGCAGCUGUUGUUGCUUCGUCGAGACCAGACACUACAACUCUUCCAUUGACAUCAACUGGUCCUGCAGCUGUAAUUCACUGUACAAAAUUUGUCAUACUCGAUCGUCAAAGGCGUGUUCCACUUGCAAUUGCAUUUGAUUCGCCUGUUCGUCUUACCCUUCAGGUAGCAGAUGAUAAACUUGGUGUACACCCCCAUGGUGAAGCUGCUUCUGUCAAUUUCGAUCAAAUCACUCCUUCAGAAUUAAAGUCAUAUGAGUCAUCAUUUAAACCAACUUCUGCUGAAUAUCGUUUAGUUGCUAUAAACGGUUUGUUGUAUGGUUUACAAAUCGAUGAUCAACGUGUUAUUCGCCGUAUUAUUGAGAUUGUUCCCGCUCGCUGUGAUUCCAUAUAUCCGCAUACAGGAAAUCCAUCACUUUGUGCACAGUCUAUUUCUGCAGCUCACAAGUCUUGUCCGUCUAACGUUCGGAUAGUGAACGAUGAGACUAACAGUUCAACUGUUUUACCAGCAUUUUAUUAUCCUCAUUAUGAACAAACCAAAUUAUGUAGUGUUGUUUCUGGUUUCACUGAUCAUUUGUGCAGUCUGUUUUUCGAAUUGCCUGUCUCAGUUAGUUUAUACGAUGUUGUUUUACGUAUGGCACAAAAAUACAUGCCAGAGAUUUUAGCCAGACAGCAUAUUGAAGCAGCAGAGGCUGCAGCUUAUGCUGAAGCUGCCGCAAAUCCUCAUGCUCCUCCGCCGUCACCAGUUCCUCUUCCUGAACACUGGGGUGUUUGUUGUUUGUGUGCUAAAGAACUGCGUUCACCAAACGGUUUGUUGGAUCAUGAAAUGAGACAUUUAGGUCUCUCUAGGUUCCGAUGUGGAGUUCAUAAUGUUUCGUUCCUUGAUCGGCGAUCAUGGCAAGUUCAUAUGAAUGAACAUCAUGCAUGCCCACGUUCAGGUCCUUUAUCUGUUCUUUUACGCCCGAAUCCAGUUAAUCAAAAUGAUUCUGGAAGUGACCAAGAUGAAGAAGAUGAUGAACUAGUUGAACAAGACACUGCCCCAGGUAGUGGUUUACUCGCUGGACUUGCGAACGUAUUCAACACAAAUCUUUUAGUUGGUCGAAUGGAAGCUCCACAAUGCGAAAAAUGCAGUGAUUAUUUCCCAUCAGCAGAAGUACUUGCACAACAUCUAGACUUUUGUGAUGGUGUUAGUUUCUCUCUUCGUACCCCUUUAUCUCGAAUAGGCGGUGGUGUUUCAAAGACCAUCUUAGCAGAUGAUUCAUACACUAGGUCUGGAGAUGAUACAACUGUGGAAGGUUCUGUUCCAAAUGCUGAUGAAGUGACAUCAGACGCCAAAGAUGAUGCAUGUGUUUGUGGUAUCUGUGGAACUCAAGUCAAUUCACGUGAUAAAAUACUUCGACACUUCACUGUUUAUCACCUUCAAUGCAUUUUGUGUAAUAACAUCCUUCGGUCAAUGGAAGAAUUGUCUGAUCAUUAUCAUACACACAUAAAAACUGAUGCACCAAAUGCCUUGGAAGAAUUUGAGAAUGAGGAAGCUGAAAUAGUGAAAAGUGAUCCAGAUAAAGAAGUAAACUUCAAGGAUGGUACUAAUAAAAAAUCGGCAAAUAAACUAAUGACAUGUGACAUUUGUACAGAGUUUUAUGGAACGAAAUUUAACUAUUAUUUUCAUCAGUGGGCAGAACACGGAGUAGUACAUCCAGGUGACGGAGUGUCGGAAAAUAUGCUUCAUAUGCUCACCCAUACACGACAUCUUCGACCACGUGUCGAUAAAGAAGAUCUUUCUUCUCUCGGUAUUCGUAAAAUGAAAUGUAAACUAUGCGGAUUUGUUGUUCGUUGCAGUGGAAAAGAUUACGUACAACAUCUUAGUGAAAAACAUAAUAUCAAUACGACUCUUGAGGAUAUUUGUCGUAUUUGCGCUGAUGUUUUCGAAUCUCCAGAGGAUCUUUCCGCUCAUCUUGGUGAAGUACAUUUUCCCACCGGGGAAUUUGCCAAUGCAGGUGUUCAGACAAUAUUCCGUUGUACACAUUGUGAAUUUUGGGGUUUCAAUAAAGGUCUGUUAAGACAUUCUCGUGAAGUACAUGAUGAUCCCUCCCCGCCUAUAUAUGAAUGUAUCCAUUGUUACGAGAGAUUCAAUGAUAAAAGAGUAUGGCGUGCUCAUAUGGAUAAACAUAAUGAAGGUUAUUCACACAGAUGCAUGGAAUGUGGACGGGCAUUUCGGCUAAGACCUUCUCUACUUCAUCAUAUGCGUUGUCAUCAUGGAGAUGAUCAAGGACCAGCAACUUGCGAAUACUGUGGCUUAAUUUAUCCUAAGCGAUCGUCGUUAAGAUAUCAUAUCUUCCGUAUGCAUAAUCAGGAACUAGCUCAUGAAUGUUUCAUGUGUCAACGACGUUUUCGUCUAGAAACAGAACUUCGACGUCAUGUAAAAGAAAUGCACAGUGGAGCUGUUAAAUGUGAAAUAUGUCAUAAAGUAUGCGCUAACUUAAGAUGUUAUGCUCAACAUAGACAAAAACAUUUUCGUACUCGUAUUUAUCAAUGUACUGAUUGUCAAACAACAUUCAAGAGUAAAUUGGCUAUGAAACGUCAUAUUCGAGUAGAACACUUACAAUUAGGUCCUGAAAAAUUCGAAUGUCAAAUAUGUGGAAAGAUUGUUACACAAAUUGGUAUGCAUAUGUUAAUACAUAAAGAAGCACGUUUUGAAUGUGAAUACUGUAAUAAACGAUUUACUAAAGCUGCCUAUUACAAUGAACAUUUAAGGAUACAUCGUGGUGAACAACCAUUUGAAUGUCAUAUAUGCAGAAAACGAUUCAAUAAAAAAUCAAAUCUUAAUGUUCAUUUGAAAUUUCAUGAAAAACAUCGUGAUGAAGAAGGAAAUUAUCUUGAAUUGAAACCACGUGGACGUAUUAGUACAAUGUUUGGUGAUGCAUUAAUGAGUCCAAGUGAUAGAGCAGCACGACAAGCUGCUGCUGCUAGAUCAAUGAACUCAAUGAUUUAUGUACCAAAAGUUGAUGUAGCUGUUGGAAGUGAUUUUCCUGGUGCUUUUAAUUGUACUGGACCAGCUGGUGCAGCAGCUGAAGCUGCUUCACGUGUAGUUGAACUAUAUGGUCUUGAUAAUAAUAAUAUUAAUAAUAAUGAUCAUCAUCAUAAUAAUAACAACAUUGUCAAUAUGAAUCAUACAAAUUCUAAUAAUUUUAUUCUAGAAUCCGUUAAUUUAAAUGAUGAUUUAUGUAGUAUUGAACCUUCAGCUAAAAAACAACGUUUAACAUAAUGUAUGUAAAUGAAUGACAAAAUAUCAUUUGUAAUUGGUAAGUUAACAAACCAAUUUAUUUAAAAUUCUAAUCCUAUUGUUUGUUAGAUAGAUAGAUACAUAGAUAUGGCCUUGCUGAGUGUACAUUCAAUGUUCUGUUAACAUUCGCUACAUUGAUGAAUGUGUUUUAAACUUAAGUUAUCUCUUCGUCUAUUAAUUUCACUAUCAAUUAUAAUGGGAAUAGUUUAAAUGAUUAAAAAUAAUACUAAAGUAGAGGAAUGUUUAUUUGGUGCUGUCCAUUAAAAAAACCAGAUUAAUUAAUAAUUCCCUCCCCCUGUACACUUUGAACUAUCAAGUUAAUGAUUUUGUAAAUUGGUAUUGUUGUAUGGACCGUUAAUCUCCAAGUUUUUCAUAAUCAAUGUACAACCUAAUCGUCAUCUAGUUCAUUUCUUUGUACACAACAUCCUCAAUCCUUUGACAUUAUUUUGUAAGCAGUUAUGUUUGCAGAAAAGAGGCAGUCAAAUCCCUUGUUUAGUACUUCUAAUACUUUUCCAUAGAUGCUUUUAUUGAACAACUUCUCAGGUGAUCAUUGACACAAUAAAUUCAUGGUUUUAAGCACUUGAUCUUUAGUGAUUAAAUUUCUUUUACAGAACUAUUGUCCCAACAAAUUUACCAUCACAUUAAUAGUAUAACUCAGUCAAAUAUACCCGAACUUAUAUCUGGCUACCACGUUGAACUGAAUUAAUGUUGAAAUGGUUCGUUCAUGUCUAUAUAUUUAAAACAUUUCAUAUUUCAGAUAGAAUUAUUGUUUCUCAAAUCAAACUGAAGCUUUUAGUUAAACUUUAUGAAAUGAACAAUGUCUAGUAGUAUCGCUACCUAACUACUCCCUUAAAGUAUUGGUAUAAAAGAUAGAUAUAUAAAACGUCUUGCUCUAACUUCAAUAAUCUUUCAUUUGAACUUUUUGUAAAUAUUAUUUACUUGUAUGAAUUGUUAAAUUUCAAUAAACAAUUACAAUUGUGUUUCGGUUGGGCUUACAAUAAUUGAUCAUUUCAAUGCUCAUGAACUCGAUAAUGCAACAACUGACACACACAAAACUCUUCAACGAUAGAGGUGGAAGGACUCUGUUUAUUUAGUAAUCAUGUGUCGUGACCUUGGGGCAAAAAAAUAAGCUACCAGUAAUAAUUAAUCAUAAAAUAACAAAGGUUAUGUAUAGGUAUGAAUUAGAAAAAAAUAUGUUUAUGCUUAUCGCUAGAGGAAAUCAUGGGUCAGUCUAAGCUAGAGCACCAUUAAAACCUGGAUACACUGCAUUGCCAUUUUUUCCUAGUAUGGGACUCAGCAGUGUGCAUGCAUGAUCCCAUAUGUGGGGCUCCAGCCCAGGAUUUUUGGGUUCGCGCGCGAUUGCUUAGUCUUUAGACCACUGAGCCGGGAUCCAAUGAUGUUAUUAUUUAACUUCAAUUUGUUCAUGAUCUUGCGCAGCCCUUCAUCCUUUGUCUGAGGUGGAUAUCUGUCUCACACUCGAUACGGAUUGGACUACACUAGUCACAGCUUCUCACUAGAACUCUAGGAGUUACAUCCUAAGGCUAGUCACUAGAGAAUACCCGAUUGUUAUCAGUAUAGGGGAUUCUGGAGAUUGUAUUAUUUUUACAUUUGGAAUCACGAUAGAUCUUCAUUGCUGGCAUUGGAUCAAGGGUUGUUCAAAUUCAUAUAUUUAAAUAUCAUCACUAUGGUCUAGAGGUUAAGUGUUCGUACGCAAGUACGAAGGUCCUGGGUUCAAGCCAUACGUAUUGUAUCAUGCAUACACACUGCUGAGGAGCCCGUACUCGAACAAAACGGCUAUUCAACGCUUCUAGGUUUUUAGUAGUGCUCUAACUUGUAUUGACUCGUAAUUCCAACUGUGGAAAUACUACUAUCGACACAAAUCCCCCAUACUGGGACGAUAAGAACUGUAGUUUAGACAUGAAAGUAAUUAAUCUGAGAUCUCUUUGACAUGAAUGUAAAUAUACAAGUACUGCAAAAUAUGGCUAUAGAUUUUUAAAAAAAUAUCUUUUGUCUGUGUGCCACUCUUACAAUGGAUUUUGUGUUAGAUGAUUGACAUUCGAGGUCGUACUCAACUUACAAGAUGGUGUGAAAUUGUGGAGUGUUAGGUUUACUUAGAUUUAUUUAAGUUCACACCUUUAGUUAUAUUUUCAACAAAAAAAUAAACAAAUCCAUUAUUUUGUUGUCUCUGCGUAACCAAUUUACGCUUUAUAGGGGCAAACAGUUAUUGAGUCAACCUGUUGAGUAAUUCGUCUAAUAUUUUUCCCGUAAGACCAGUGAUUUAGCUUAUCAGUAACACUGUGACUAACUAGUAGACAGAGACGGAAACCUUAAUGACUUUUGAUCCUUGAGCUCCUUCCAACCCUGUAAAUAAUCAGAUGGCAAAGUUAGGAAGCAGAUUACUUCUCUAUUGUUCAGGUAUCUGUGUGAUUCAAAAUGUAUAUAAUGAUGUAUAGUAGAUUUCUGAUCACAUAGAAACAUGUAUAGUAGUUCACCAUGUGCAUACAUAACCACGACAUAUGUGGUAUUGAAAUAAUGGAUCUUUAAAUAAUGUAAAAUAACUUAAGGAAGAUAAAAACAUAUUACCAUUAAUUGUGAACCACACUAGAGUAUACAAUAAAAAUGAGAGAGAGGUACCUGAAAAGGAAAUUGGGUUAAAAGUGGUCUUAAUGACCUGAGAGCGUGACCGCAGUGUCCAAGGGACAACUUCUUGAGGUCGAUCACACACGACCUUUUUAGGGGUGAUUUUUGUGUUAGCUCCGUAAUUGUUGAGACCUUACCGCCUGAGACGGAUAUCCGUGGGAUAAGGUGAGGUGUGCAUUUUUAGGGUCGUCCUUUUCUAACCCCACCUCUCCUUGUCGGAAGGCAGCAUCUUUGUUAUGCUGGUUGUCUGAAGGAAACACCUUACUGCUGUCACACUUCUGUACAGUCAGCAGUACGACUUCGCCUUCGGACCUUGGGUUUACUGCUUUUAGUCUUACCGCUCUUCAACCAACCUGCCUGGCAUGGUAGGAUACAAUACAAUGAAUAUAGAACUACUAUACUUCUUUAUAAGGUUGCUCAAAAAUUAAUCGCUCUCUGUUGUAACAAUGUUUAUGUUAUUAAAUAUUACUCUAAUUGUAUACUAUAAAUUAUGCUCUUUUUAAACUUUUCAGUGUCCGCCCCCCCCCUCAACUUUUGUAUCGAUCAGGACAACCAACAAUUUGUGCUUUUCUUUUAAAAUUCCAUAUAAUAAACAAGAUGAUUUCUCUCGCCCUCUCUCUUUUUUCUCUCUGUAUUUCUUUCCCCUCCUUUUUUCAUAAAUUUUUUUAUUAGUCACAAUACUUUCCAUAAUUUUUGUGUAUGGAGCAUUUCACAGUGUAUAUUCAUUGAAAAAUUUGUUCUUUCUUUUCUUGAUAAUUAUCAUUGCUUGAUGAUGAUGAAGAUGACGAUGAUUUAUUCAUAUAUAGAUACAUUACUGAAUGAUAUCUCAUAUUCUAUAUGUAUUCUAUUUAGUCAUGCCUAUUAUGAUUGUAUAACCAUACGAUUUGUACAGGACUUUUCUUUUUCUCCCAUUGAUGAUGUGCCAGUAAAGUAUAUUAAACAAAAAAAACCGUUCAUGUCUUGCUACUUCUCUUUUUUUAUUAUUAUUACAGAAAUUGUAUAUGCACAUAUCUAUUUGUCCACUAUGAAAGUAUAGUAUGUUCACCUUUAGUUUAAUGGUGAUGAUUUCAUACACCAUUCAAACAAUUUUUUUGUUAUUUUUAUAUAUCUAUUCAUUACUGAAUUUUUUGUAGAAUAUUCAUAAUGUGACAUACACACACAUGUUGACAAUGACGACGAAUACGACUACUGUAAUUUGAUAAAAACGAUCUAAGUGUACAAUACUUUUAAUCUGCACAUUUCUAAUUUGAUGUACCAUUAAAAUUGGAUUAUUUUAGUCAGAAUAUACAUGUAUACUUUUUUUUUCU